Halichondria panicea is the source of this 1090-nucleotide messenger RNA. RefSeq names its product alpha- and gamma-adaptin-binding protein p34-like. NCBI's taxonomy places the organism in Eukaryota, Metazoa, Porifera, Demospongiae, Suberitida, Halichondriidae. Bases 3 to 947 code for a protein of 314 amino acids. The record is from RefSeq and is a predicted model, not a curated record. The transcript has 6 exons.
UAAUGCUGAUUCAGCAUAACAACAAAUUUGCUGAGUUGGCAAAAAUGGCUGAAAAUGUUAGCUCAAGAAACUGUGCCUGUAUUGUAAACUGCCUAAAAAAAGGAGACAUCCAACUAUUACAUUCUCUCGUUGAAGAGCUAACUGGGGAGAAGCUAUCGUCACAGGAUGUGGAGAAAGGGUCAGUGUGUUGGAGGGUGGACAACAAGUACUACACUGCUGAGAUAGAGCUCUUCAUCGUACCCUCCUCCAAGAAAUUGAGCAAAAAGAGGGAAUAUCAGGCUCUCAUAUUCUUGUGUGAUCUAGACUGUGCUGACGUUCUUGAGACUUUGGAGUCUUCAUGGACUAAGAUCAAACAACAUGACGAGUCUGAUGUUCGAGUAGUGAUGGGUGUGGCUACAAGUGACACGCCCACUGUGGAGGUACUUAAGUGGUGUGUGUGUGAGGGUAUGGAACUAGUGGAGUGGGAGAGAGGGGAAAACCCCCAACCUCAAGACACAGAUUCUGACGAUGGUCUUCCCCCUGAGGCAAUGGGUGUGGCUAGGCUGUCGGAGACAUUGCAGGCACAUAUGUGGCCCAACAUCACAAUGAAAGGUCGCGACCCCACCGCCACCUCUCAGACGCAGAGUGGAGCGGCACAACCAGCUGCAGGGAAUGAUAUGAACGAUUUGACAAAGCUGGAGGCUAAAGCAACUGCCUCUGCUAGUAAAGAAGAAGAAGUAAGGAAUAGAGUGGAUGAGCUGUUGCUGACUGACGACCAGCUGUCAGCUCUCAAGGACAGUGAGGAUCCAGGAGGGGAGAAGUUUGAGGAUCUAUUCUCGCGAUUUUCUCAAAUGAAACAGCAUGCCGAGUCCCUGCCCCAUGAAGAGAGGAAGGUGUAUGCUGAGAGAGUGGCGAUGGCAUUCUGGGACGCCAUUGGAGGAGACAAAGAAGAACUGGCAACAGACUAAAUUACUUAAUUACUUAUAUAUACAUGAUAUGUAUGCAUGCAGUUUUAUUUGUGCAAUUUUGAAACUGCAUUCAAUCUAGACUAUAAUUAUGUCUGUACUAAUAAAAGACCAAUUUUAAGAUUUUCUGAAAGCUUAGAAAGAGA